Molecule: messenger RNA, 2352 nt
Organism: Gadus morhua (Atlantic cod)
Lineage: Eukaryota; Metazoa; Chordata; Actinopteri; Gadiformes; Gadidae
Gene: sstr5
Product: somatostatin receptor type 5
Exons: 8
Coding region: 997-2352 (451 amino acids)
Biological process (GO): neuropeptide signaling pathway; cellular response to glucocorticoid stimulus; regulation of insulin secretion
Cellular component (GO): plasma membrane; neuron projection
Molecular function (GO): somatostatin receptor activity; neuropeptide binding
Source: RefSeq, a predicted model, not a curated record
CUUCUCUCGGUCUUUGGAUAUGAUUUAAAAAACGCCCACAGUGGGGUGAAGUUGGAGGAUCAGUCGGCGGCAGAUGAGCGCCAAGGAGUGGAUAGAUCUGAUCACACUAUGGACAGUGAUUGAUUGGACAGUGAUUGAUUGGGCAGUGAUUGAUUGAGGACAUAGCAUCAUGAACAUAGAAGACGGCUUGAUCGGAGUUUGCCAUAUAUUGAAAAAUUCACCGUCAGUGGAGAUCGGCGGGACAACAGACCAGCGGCUUGGAGGUUAAUGUGCAUGCAGCUUUGUACAACAGGAGUCAGAACGGCCUCUUAACAUUCUGGAAAACCAAACUCUAUCCCAUCGGCCCGGUAUCCACAGCCUCCAACAUCAGCCUCUGACGUCAGCUUCUAUCAGCCUCUAAACCAUCCCAUUGGUUGUGUAGCCACAGCCUCUAACGUCAGCCUCUAAACCAUCCCAUUGGUUGUGUAGCCACAGCCUCUAACGUCAGCCUCUAAACCAUCCCAUUGGUUGUGUAGCCACAGCCUCUAACGUCAGCCUCUAAACCAUCCCAUUGGUUGUGCAGCCACAGCCUCUAACGUCAGCCUCUAAACCAUCCUAUUGGUUGUGUAGCCACAGCCUCUAACAUCAUACUCUAAACCAUCAUAUUGGUUGUGUAGCCACAGCCUCUAACAUCAGCCUCUAAACCAUCCCAUUGGUUGUGUAGCCACAGCCUCUAACGUCAGCCUCUAAACCAUCCCAUUGGUUGUGUAGCCACAGCCUCUAACGUCAGCCUCUAAACCAUCCCAUUGGUUGUGUAGCCACAUCCUCUGACGUCAGCCUGUAAACCAUCCCAUUGGUUGUGUAGCCACAGCCUCUAACGUCAGCCUCUAAACCAUCCCAUUGGUUGUGUAGCCACAGCCUCUAACGUCAGCCUCUAAACCAUCCCAUUGGUUGUGUAGCCACAGCCUCUGACGUCAGCCUUUAAACCAUCCCAUUGGUUGUCUAGCCACAGCCUCUAUGGCCGAGGAGACGUCCUCCCCCUCCCCCUUCUCCUCCUCCCACGCGUUCCCCCCCGACGCCUCGGCCAACGAGUCCCUCCAGAGCGUCCCGUUCGAGGGCAGCAGCACGCUGCUCACGGCGCUUGUGUCGCUCACGGUGAUGGUGGUGGGGCUGGCGGGCAACACGCUGGCCAUCUACGUGGUGAUGCGCCACGCAAAGAUGAAGACGGUCACCAACAUCUACAUCCUGAACCUGGCGGUGGCCGACGAGCUGUACAUCGCAGGGCUGCCCUUCCUCACCACGCAGAACGUUCUCUCAUACUGGCCCUUCGGCUCCUUCCUGUGCCGCGUUGUCAUGACCGCCGACUCCAUGACCCAGUUCACCUCCAUCUUCUGCCUGACCGUGAUGUCGGUGGACCGCUACCUGGCGGUGGUCCACCCCAUCCGCAGCACUCGCUGGAGACACCCCCACGUGGCCAAGGGCGUGAGCGUGGCCGUGUGGGCGGUGUCCUUCGUUGUGGUGCUGCCGGUGGUCAUCUUCUCCGACGUCCAGGAAACCUUCAACUCGUGCAACAUGAUCUGGCCGGAGCCCAAGAACGUGUGGUCGACGGCCUUCAUCCUCUACACAGCCACACUGGGCUUCUUCGGGCCGCUCUUCAUCAUCUGCCUCUGCUACCUCCUCAUCGUCAUCAAGGUAAAGUCCUCAGGCAUGCGGGCGGGGUUCACCAAGCGGAGGCGGUCUGAGCGUAAGGUGACCCGCAUGGUGGUGGUCAUCGUUGUGGUGUUUGUGCUCUGCUGGCUGCCGUUCUUCAUCAUCAACAUUGUGAACCUGGUGGUCAUCAUCCCGGAGUCCAGCGCCACGGCCGGGAUCUACUUCUUCUCCGUCAUCCUGUCCUACGCUAACUCCUGCGCUAACCCGCUACUCUACGGCUUUCUGUCGGACAACUUCAGGCAGAGCUUCAAGAAGGUUCUCUGCGUGAGAAGUUUGCGGCGUAAGACCAACGGCGUGGAGGACGGGGACCCCAGCGCCCCUCGUACUGAGAAAACCACCACACAUAACGGGCCCUACCCGUCUCCCGGGGGCCCCCACUGCAGACAGGUGGCCCAGCUCUCCGGUCCCCCUGAGGAGGAGCUCUGCCCUACCUGGCCCUCGCUGGUCGGUUGCUUCACCUCCCCAACACCUGUUCGUCACCUCCCUGACGGCCUGGUCGUCACCAUGACGGCUAAGUUGAAGGAGAUGAUCUUCAGGACACUGAGGAGCGGAGGGGGGGGGAUCUUCAGGACACUGGGAGGGGAGGUGAUCUUCAGGACACUGGGAGGGGAGGGGAUCUUCAGGACACUGGGAGGGGAGGGGGGGGGAUCUUCAGGACACUGA